Amoebophrya sp. A25 is the source of this 3288-nucleotide messenger RNA. Lineage: Eukaryota; Dinophyceae; Syndiniales; Amoebophryaceae. The record is from the annotation of a GenBank genome assembly.
CUUUCAACAAGAAAGAUAGGUAGUCCUAGUAUUGCGCUCUCUACUAAGUAUAUUCGUACCACCAGAAUAAGCAAAGACUAGAACAACAAGAACAUCACACACUAAAAAAAGAGAAAGUGAAUCAAGUCCUAAAGAUUCUCUCUAUGUCUAUUCUGAAUAAUUUCAACCAAACUUGUAACAGAUACAACAAUCACGACAAGAACUACUACUACAACAAAAAAAACAUGAAAAAAAUGGCGCUGAAAAUUGCUCUGCUGGCGCACCACUUCUGUGUGCAGCAGGUGCUAGCAGUGAAGAUGAAACCAGGAACAGGACCGUCGCCCUUGGAAAGCAUGGACCUCCUGGAAAAAGUACUUGGCGAGAUUGACCAAUCGAACAAAAAGAAUGGGUCUGAACAAGCUGCUUCUGGUGCAAAAGCAGCUGAUUUUUCUGAAAUCGCAGGUCUUGUGGGGAGCUUUGUCGAUGUCCGUUUACUACGAGGACCACAACAGGCAAAGGCUCCUAUGCCUGAGUCUAAACCUUCAUCAUCCAGUUCUCAACCAGCGAAGAAAUCAAUCCCCUCGGAACAAGGUUUCCGUCUUCAAGCUGGGUCUGGAGGGGAACUACCGGCUGAGCAAAAAUGUGCCACUUCUCCUUCGUCUGGUCCCAAAAAGUCCUCGUCCUUCGCCGAUGUAGAUGUAUUAGAUGACCUCCUCGAGACCACCAUAUUUCAUUAAGGGUUGGAAGUUGGCAUCUCUAUGCGCAUCUCUAUGGCUUCUUCAAGUAGGAAAGCCAUAGAUAUGCGAGCUAGAGAUGCCAACUCUCAACCUCUAACUUCACGCAGGAGAAGAGCGGCAAGCGCAAAAAAAAAAAUCACCACAAAGACGUUGUUCCCACUUGGAAGCUUUGAAUUUAUUGGAGCUUUGUGGCGAACUGAAAUACGUGAAAGCAAGACCAGACGAUCCCCUUACAGACCACAUGACACCUGCACAUGAGUUGCUUGUGGCCGCUCUGGGAAAUAAGAUUUCUGGCGCUAGUGACACAAGGAGCUGGAAAGAUUACGUGUCUAGGGCGAGCUUCACCAUCCAAAAUGACAACACUGGCUUCGAUAUGGAAAAUCUUGAAGUUAAGGCUCCAGCUCGUGAUUUUGACUUUUAUCUAGAUCUGAAUUGUCAUUCUUACUAGACGGACUACGUAUUUAAAGACAAUUCGAAUCAGCUCCCGAGUACGUCGGCGUAGUACUAGAAAAUGCUGCGUGUACCCUGUAGCCCUUUAGCUUUACCAGAACUAGUUGUAGGUCUUUGUCAAGUAAUUUCUUCAACCGAGAAGUCAAAGACGAGCUCGAGCGAGAGUCACAUAAGAGAGCAUUGCAAAUGAAGGCCAUGCAAACUAAGGUAAAAUUGCAAUUCACUUUUGUUGCAUUGCAAAUGAAGGUGAUGCAAGUGCUUCUCUCUCUCUCUCUCGACUUGUUGGUUUACUUACAAUUUUCUACUUGUUUGUGGAACCUUGUCACAUGAUCGAUUCAUCUUCCUGCCUAUUAACAGUGCUAUAGGCCUAGUAUUAAGGAUCAUGCACAGAAUAUAAUCAGGCAUCGCCUCUUCUAAUCCCGACAGAGAAGCAGCUAAGCGAGCGUGUUGCAUUGCAAACGAGGGUCAUGCAAAUGAAGAAGAAGACCGGAAUGGUAGCAUGAUGCUCGAACAUCAGACCACUCAGAGUAUCGGAACUUGAGGCUACCGCUGGAGCAUCCUCAACACCAUCCUUAGCCCUUUUUUCAAGGGGAAAAAGGGCCGAGGGAGGCCCUCCGGGAUGCACGUCGGUACCUCUAAGGAACACAAGCAGACAUUGACGUUGCGCCUGUUGAACACAAGAAGGUGCAUUUUUCUGGAGGACGUUCUAGAAGAACUUCAAGGAGAACUUCUCGUUCGUGGCCGAUGUCGAGAAGCGCGCAGCUGAAGGAAAAACGUCGUACAACUAAAGCAGGCUCGUCUUCUAGACCUUCGUCUAGUUAUCGUACAAGUAAAGGCUCUUCUGCAUCCAGUGGUUCGUCCUCGUCAGAUGAUGCCACUUUAACAGGAGGCUUUGUGAAUGAGGAUUCUCUUACACCAGCACAAUGGAGAAUGAGAAAGCCCAGAGCCAAAGAACUUCUGCGUAGUCCAAAGGAUAUUCGUAGAGAGCUGAAAACAGUGAGGAAAGCACUCAGAAGAUCUACAAUGUUGAGAGGAGCAUCUGGGACAUCAGCCACUGCAUCUUCUGGGAUUGAAGAGAAGUCUCACACAGAAGAGCAGUCUCAUACAAAAGAGCCCUCAACGACGAACAAGAAGAAUCAAAACAAGAAAGUCCUCAAUGUUCUCCCGCGAAAUUCCAUGGCAUCUCACUCUCAUCAACAUCAGCAUCAAGAACUAGAAAGACGACAUCAACAACAUGGUCCUCGCCAGAAGGCUUUUGUUAUGAUGCAGGAGCAGCUGAAACGGCCGAGACCUCCACUUCAACGAGGUGCUGCUUCUAAACCUAAAACACGUGAUUUCGGAGUUGGGACAGAUGAAAAUGACAUAAUCGAGGAGAUCACAGUGGUUGCAAAGUCAAUGCGAAUUGACGACUCGUCAAAAAAGGUUGCAACCAAGCAGGAUAAACACUUCUCUGUGAUGUGAAUUUCUACAGCAUGUUGACUUUGACCUCAAGGCGUCAAUAUCUGGACUUCUUCGAGUUGAAUUGAUGCAAAAAAAUGAUGUUGAUGACAAAGCUUGGAUCUAGAGGUACUCCAAGAUUCAUCAACCCUUCAACGUAUACGUAAAGAAAAACUAGAACUUGGUUGCCGCUAAGGCUCACGAACUUGCGAUGAUAUCAUUCUCAGUUUGGUAGUUCGUUUCUCUUUUUCACGCUGAUGAAUAUGAUACAGCAGGUUAUCGUUUGGUUCCAAUAAUUGAAAGGAUUGCUUGAAUGUAACCACCAAACGUCGUGUUUGCACACUUGUACCGGUAACAAAAAUGAUUUGCUCCAACUACUUUGCUCUUGCCGGAAGAAUUACCUGCACUGAAAAAUGAUGCGACAUUUAUUCACAACAAGAGCAUGGCCCUUGACGAUGUCCCUGGUAGUGCUUCUACAUCAACUUCAACUUUUUAGACUAUGAUGUUAGAGUUCGAUAGUUCUAACUACAAACCGCUUUCUUCAGCAUGAUCGAGAUUGACGUCGACUGAUGUGUGUAUUACUACUAGGUAGUGGAAUCAGGAAGAAGCUCUUGCAAGAAACAGCUACUCAACGAAAAAACACCGACCCAUGACGUCGACCUAUUGUCAUUACAGAGAGCACCAC